AUGCUCGAUAUUGCAAUCAUUGGGGGCGGCAUCGCCGGACUUACGGCCGCAAUCGCGCUUCGACGAGCAGGCCACCCCGUAACAAUUUACGAGAAAUCAGCACUGAGCAAUGAGAUUGGCGCUGCGAUUAACGUGCAGACCAACGCUUCGCGGCCGCUACUCGCGCUCGGCAUGGAUCCCGUGCGAGCCAGGUUCGUGCCGGCCAAAGGCAGCCAACGGGUGAAAGGGGAUACCCUGGAGCCGGUCCACGAACUCAAUCUGGGCGCCAUCGCGGACAAGUAUGGCUCGCCGUGGUACUUUGCACAUCGAGUCGACUUGCACCAGGAGUUGAAGCGGAUGGCAACGACGGAUGAUGGGGGCCGCCUGUCACUUUCAAAUUGA
Colletotrichum spaethianum is the source of this 381-nucleotide messenger RNA. RefSeq names its product FAD-dependent monooxygenase OpS4. Gene Ontology annotation, molecular function: monooxygenase activity. The transcript has a single exon. The coding region runs from base 1 to 381 and encodes 126 amino acids. Lineage: Eukaryota; Fungi; Ascomycota; Sordariomycetes; Glomerellales; Glomerellaceae. The record is from RefSeq and is a predicted model, not a curated record.